Molecule: messenger RNA, 2379 nt
Organism: Rubroshorea leprosula
Lineage: Eukaryota; Viridiplantae; Streptophyta; Magnoliopsida; Malvales; Dipterocarpaceae
Source: the annotation of a GenBank genome assembly
AUGAAAUGAGGCUCAAUAACAUUUGUGGAAGUAUUAGAAGAUUAGAUUCCAUUGAUGUAGAAAAUCUGUAGAAGCAUCACAAGAUUAGCUUCCAUUGAUAUAUCUCUUGUGUGCCACAGAGAUUUUGAUGAUGAAAUGAGGGCAGUGGUUGCAAGAAAUCUGGAAGGAAGGGGUACUAAUCUGCAUCCAAGGACAAAUUUGUGAGAGACUUAUACUAGACGUAAUAUGUAUGAAUUCAAUUGAUUAAAGCAGAGGGUGGCAUUAAAGUUAUUACUGAUCACGGUGAAGAAUUGGUGGCAGAUGUAGUGCUCUUUGCCACUGGCAGGAUUCAAGAUACAAAGAGGUUGAAUUUUGGAGCUGUGGGGGUUGAACUUGAUCAGACAGGAGCUAUUAAGGUGGAUGACUACUCACACACCAACAUAUCCAGUGUAUGGGCAGUUGGUGAUGUUGAUGUUGCAAAUAGAUUGAAUCUUACACCUGUAGGAUUAAUGGAGGGAACCUGCCUUGCCUUUUUUAUUCUGUUUGGAGCUCCUAUAUUUCUCUGUAUUAAAUGUUAUAUGGUUGUUUAAUAUUUGAUGCAUUUAACAAUCUCAAAUGCAUUGCCUGUAGAAAACUAUGUUUGGUGGACAACCCAGCAAACCAGACUACAACAACAUACCCUGUGCUGUUUUUAGGUAAUCACCACUUUCUGUUGUUGGUCUUAGUGAAGAAUGAGCAAUAGAGCAGGCAAAUGGUGAUAUUCUGGUUUUCACAUCAUCCUUCAAUCCAAGGAAGAAUACAAUUUAUUCUAGUUGGGUUAAUUCCUCUUGCCGGUGGCUAGGGUUUCUCCUACUUGAUGGGUAAGAACCUCACUUUGGCACAUCUCCUUGGUAGAAGGGCCUUCCUCUUUCGUCUUCUUUUUUCAAUUCUCCUUUCCUAUGGCUCAGUGUAGAAUUUUGGAUUGGGGCAGAGGGUUGGCAAUGCCCUUUUUCUUUCUUCUAUUUGGUUUUUGUAGGAUGGGAUCCAGCUGGUGGUCAGGCUAGGAGUGACUGGUUCACGCUAGAUUCAAUCGGGCUGUGCCUGGAGGAUCAUAGGUGGCUUCUGGUGCAGAGGGACAAGUGUACAUGCUGCACAAUUGGGGUUUGUUGCCAUCAGAGGGGCAGUGGAUUUGUUUUGGGGUUACUGGUCUAGAACAGCCCUUGACAAGGCAAAACAGUGCUGGUUUGAGUUGUUGGUUUAUUGGUUGGUGAAUACCAUCUGGCUGGGGGGUUGGGUAUCAGGCAUGUGGUGGAUCUUGGCUAUGGAUGAAAGGUGGGAGGUCUUGUGCCUAAUGGAAUAUUGUGGUGGCAAUUUACCAGAAGAGCCAAAUAUGGUUGCUAUAAAUGGCUAUCAAUGGCAGCCACAUAGAGGAAGGAAGGGAUUUUGUUGGUGAAACUGGCUGUAUGCUGCAAGGGAAGGAUGGUAUUCAAGCCAGCAAAGGGGCUCUAGUGGAGUUUGGCAACAAAGGCUUAAAGGAGACUGGAAGAGAUGGGAACAAGGUUGAGAGCAUAUGGAGAUGAAUGGAACGUGGUACUGAGGCCUUAUUGAGCAAGAUAGAGAAUACCCAUGGUCAAAGGAAGAUUAGUUCUGAUCCUACUGAGAAUGAAAGAACACAAAUACUUAUUGAUACUGUAGGGGUGCCUUGCACUUGCAUGGAGGAGGACUGUGCCCUUCCUGUUGGUUGAUCUUUAAGAAUAGACAGGGUGGCAAUUGCAGGUUGGGGACUGUUGUUGCCGGACUCCCUUGCUCUCCCCAUGAAGCUGGCUAAAUAGGUGAGAAUGUUAAGAAGCUUAGAAUGCUUAUAGUGACUUUAUUUUCUACAAUUUUGUAGCUCUGCAUAUGCCUACACAACUAUUGCAAAUGCAAUCUCUAGUUGCAGAUGCUCUUCUUUACUUAAUUGUUUGUAUUCAGCAUGAGUAUAGCUUAAAUCUACUACUAGUACUGUAGGUAUGCUUGUGUCUUCUGUCUUUAGGGUUUAGGCUUUAAUGCCAUCACAUAGGGAUAUAAUGUAAUCUCUCUAUUUUUUAUUAUGUUCUCUUCUUUUAUCAAACAAAAAAUAUAUAUAUUCUUAUGGUCUGUUGCAACCUGUAUCUCUGUGCUUGUCUUUUCAACAAUCUUCCCCAGGUUGGAAUUCAUCCUUCAGCAGCAGGAGUUUGUGGCCAUGCGAUCAGUUACAAGGCGUGUUUCAAAACCAACGACGAAUCUGUAAGAUAUGAAUUCAUGAAUUGUGGAAGAAAAAAUAUAGGUAAAAAAUUGGUGGAUGGCUAUUUUCGGUCGGUAUUCUCAUUAUAAAUAGUUGUUCAAUUACUGACUAUUUCUCUAGAAUUAUUUUAGAUGUAACAAGAAAUUGUUUUAGUUGUU